AUGGAGGAUAAAUAUAAGCCGAUUGUCCAACCCCAGAGAAGAUUGAACCCAUCAAUGCAAGAAGUGGUGCAUAAAGGAGAGUUGAAGCGUAUAUUGGAAAAGACUGUGAAUAUCUCUCGUACAGACUGGGUGAGAAAAUUAGAAGAUGCUUUAUGGGCCUAUAGAACAGCAUUCAAAACACCGAUCGGGAUGUCACCAUACUGGCUCGUUUAUGGAAAAGCAUGCCAUCUACCGGUGGAGCUAGAACACAGAGCCUAUUGGGCGACAAGGAUACUGAACUUUAUUCUACAAGCAGCUGGUGAGAAGAGAAUAUUGCAAAUCAAUAAGAUGGAUGAGUUCCGCAAUGAUGCUUAUGAGAAUGCUCGAAUUUACAAAAACUAA
Quercus lobata is the source of this 381-nucleotide messenger RNA. RefSeq lists its product as uncharacterized. Lineage: Eukaryota; Viridiplantae; Streptophyta; Magnoliopsida; Fagales; Fagaceae. The record is from RefSeq and is a predicted model, not a curated record. Bases 1 to 381 code for a protein of 126 amino acids. Gene Ontology annotation, molecular function: nucleic acid binding. The transcript has a single exon.